This is a messenger RNA of Papaver somniferum (opium poppy), 1227 nucleotides long. RefSeq lists its product as uncharacterized. Bases 1 to 1227 code for a protein of 408 amino acids. Lineage: Eukaryota; Viridiplantae; Streptophyta; Magnoliopsida; Ranunculales; Papaveraceae. The transcript is spliced from 3 exons. The record is from RefSeq and is a predicted model, not a curated record.
AUGAUUGAUGAGUUGUUAAUGCAAAAUCAAUCUAGAGUUGAAGAGCAGCAAAUCUUAUCCAUGAAGAAGUCAAUGGAUUCUACAUUUGUUUGGAAGAUAAGACGAUUCCGCCCACCCUCAAACUUCAUCCAGCCUCAGUUCAAAGACUUUUUUGACGUCAAGAAUGGGAAUCCGGUGGAGCACUCUAAUUCAAUCAAGGAUUUUGGAAUGUUGUCGGAUUCCUUUUUCGAGCAGUACAAGAUUAAUCUCGGGAGCAAGAAUGGAAGCAGUCAUUUAUUCCUAUUGCAUAGGGAACCUGGCGAAAGUCUAGGUGAUUUUAAUAUAAGGUUCUGUCAGGAAGUAAGCGAAGUUGGAAAAGUUGAUGAGAGUUUCGUGAUAGAAGCAUACAAAAAUGCAAUGGAAGAAAGAAAAGAAAGCAAAGUUGUCGCGAACAGCAAGAAGGACAAUGUCGAGGAACCGGCGAAACCGAAACAACAAUUUGAAGGUAAUACCAAAAACAAUAGCCAUGAAGGUCCAUCAAGGAAGGUGAGAAACGAUGAAGAUUCACGUAAUCCGCAAGAAAAGCAAAGAGUAAAGUUUCCCAAGCUGAAUAUUGGACUUGGGGAACAUUUUAAGAAGAUUAAAGACUCGUUGCCCAUUCCGGAGCCCCUACCAGCGGAAACAAGGGAUAAGAGAGAUAAGAAUAAAUAUUGUGCUCAUCACAAAGAUCAUGGGCACAAUACAGAUACUUGUCGUGCUCUCGCAGCGGAAGUCCAGAAAAUGAUUGAAGAAGGAAAGCUGCAGCAAUACGUGAAGAAUAGUCCGGCACAAGUCAACACACUGGACAACACUUUAGAUUUACGAGAGAUUAGAGUGAGCCACGCAAGAGUUAACAUAACUUCGAGAAAGGCUCAGGAGAAUGCUACACGGUUGAAGUUACGUCAUAUUAACGAUUGGCGAGUAUCGAACAAGGUCGAUUAUGCCAGUCUGAUUGGUACGGAGACCUUAGAAGAGGGGAAGACUGAGAUUUCUUUUUCGAACGCUGAUCUUGCUGAAGUAUAUCAACCACAUAAUGAUGCAAUCAUGAUUCUAGCUCUCAUUCAAAUGUAUAAGGUACGUCGAGUUCGUGAUACUGGAAGUUCAAUUAGCGUCAUAUGCUCAGGAGCAUACUCUUCAAUGAAUUUGAGAGAGAGAGUCAAGUUGAAGCAGAUGAUAACCCUAUCAUUGGAUUCAGUGGGGAAACAAUGA